This is a messenger RNA of Monodelphis domestica (gray short-tailed opossum), 3841 nucleotides long. RefSeq names its product OTU deubiquitinase 6B (gene OTUD6B). Gene Ontology annotation, biological process: protein deubiquitination. Gene Ontology annotation, molecular function: cysteine-type deubiquitinase activity. NCBI's taxonomy places the organism in Eukaryota, Metazoa, Chordata, Mammalia, Didelphimorphia, Didelphidae. The record is from RefSeq and is a predicted model, not a curated record.
GGGCAACUAGCUUCUCUUUGUUGUCCCCGACUUGUAAAAAGCAGAGAUGAAGCCAUAAUGCCCCUAAAAAAGGUUUCUUUCAGCUCUGACGUGUUGAGAGAUGUGAAAGGAAGGAACGAAGAGGACGCUCUCCGCGUGACGUCAUCUCGUACAGGUUUGCCCAGCCGAGGUCGGCGUUCUGCCCGGCCUCGACCCUGAGGCUUCGCACGAACACUCUUAGCUUUCUCAGUGCGCUCUAUGAAGACUCUAGGCUGCGUCUCGCGCCCUCUACUCCUGGGACUUGGCAUCCUUCUAUGUAACCUGCGGCCAGGUCCAGCCCACUUCGUUGUGCCAGAUUCGUAUCGGUCUCGGGUCAGGGGCGGGGCUACGUAUCAGCCGUGUCCAAUGGGGCCGUGGGGUCAGAGGUGAAGGGUGAAGGGGCGAAUACUGAAAAGUGCCGGCUCUGCCGCACCUCGCGGUAGUCAUGGAGUCUGUCACUGCCGAGGAGCUCCCUGAAGAGGAAGAGGAAGAAGAGCAGGAGCAGCUAUUGAAGCGGCAUCGGAAGGAGAAGAAGGAGCUGCAGGCCAAAAUUCAAAGCAUGAAAAAUGCGGUUCCGAAGAAUGACAAAAAGAGGAGGAAACAAUUGAUUGAGGAUGUUGCUAAAUUGGAAGGAGAAAUGGAACAGAAACACAGAGAAGAACUGGAGCAUUUGAAGCUUACUUCACAUGCAAAGAAUAAGAUAGACUCUGUUGUCGUUAACAUUGCAUGUUUGGAUAUUGAGAAUCAGCAACCUCGGAUAUCAAAAGCACAGAAGAGGCGGGAGAAGAAAGCUGCAUUGGAGAAGGAAAGAGAAGAAAGGAUAGCAGAAGCAGAAAUUGAAAACUUAUCUGGAGCCAGACAUCUAGAAAAUCAGAAACUUGCACGUAUUUUGGCAGCUAGACAUUUAGAAAUUAAACAGAUUCCAUCAGAUGGCCACUGUAUGUACCGAGCUAUUGAAGACCAGCUAAAGGAACAGGAAUGCCUCCUGACUGUAGCCACCUUAAGAAGUCAAACCGCUGAAUAUAUGCAAAACCAUGUGGAGGACUUCCUGCCAUUCUUAACAAAUCCUAAUACAGGAGAUAUAUAUACUCCAGAAGAGUUUGGAAAGUACUGUGAUGAUAUUGUAAACACAGCUGCAUGGGGAGGUCAACUUGAGUUAAGGGCUCUGUCUCAUAUUUUGCAAACACCAAUAGAAGUAAUACAAGCAGACUCUCCUCCAAUUGUAGUUGGUGAAGAAUAUUCAAACAAACCUUUAACACUCAUAUAUAUGAGACAUGCCUAUGGCUUAGGAGAGCAUUAUAAUUCUGUGAAACAACUGAUGGACUCAGCUACUGAAAAUGGUAGCUAGUUCAUGAAGUUGGUGCAAUUAUAUAUUGGUUCUGUGCAGCAUGACUGUCUGGGCAUUCAUAUCAAGACCUAGAUUGUUCCAAAGGGAAUUGAAUCUCUUCUUUUUUAAACUUCUUUCUCCUCCUUUUCCUCUUCCUUCUCUUCCAGCUGCUCUUCCUCCUCUUCCUUCUUUUCUCUUCCUCUUUUUUUUUUUUUUUUUUGCAAAGCUUCUAAUGGAUUUUGAACACACAUCAGAAAUAAACUCUAACUAGUUUCCACUUAGUGGCAUUUUUAAAACUUGUUUAGAUGCAUCAUGUGAGAGCAACAUAGGCAGAGCAGGUUUAGGACAAAACUUCCAAAUAUUGCUAUUUAUUAUAUCCUAAAGUAGAUUUCCUCUAACCUACACUGAUAUAAAUUUUAAAUGGUCAUAUUUUUAAAUGUUAGUAAAAAGCUUCCAGUAUCUUUCAGUAUAACUAUUGAAGAUAUAAAUACUCAGCAAUUAUGUGGUAAUGGUGAGAGUGAGUUCUGAUACUCCUUUCAGAUGAGAUUGAAUGCUUAUCGCUUGGUAUUACUGAUAGAAUGAUCUGAAUUUUUUCCACAAUGUUAUUUUUAUAAGAUUAAGGUACUGCUAAGAGCAUACUUGAAUAAUUAAGAAUUUAAUAGUAUUUAUGCAGGUGCAAAUCACUUGAUUAAAAGAAGUGGAUAAGGUGAAAGGCCUUAACACAUAACAAUUUAUGCCUAAAGUAUGACACUUCAUUUAAAAAAAAAUGUAGUUACUGAGUUGUCUCCUACCCCACCCCCAAGUUUGCUUUUAGAUUUAUCUUAAUUCAUUAGCUAUUUAUUGCUAUUUUUAAAGGCUUAUACUCUGCAAUUAGUACUAUACAUUUGUGAUUAUAUUAAAAAGUUCAGAUUAUAUGCUUUUUUAAAAAUUUUGCUUUGCUUUUGAAUAUUCAGCUGCUCUCACAGCUGACUUCCUAACUUGCCUCAGUAACUCCUCAGUUUGGUUUGCUUUUUCUUAAAAAAAAAAAUGUAUAUAUAUAUAUAGCUUUCUUUCUCACAUUUGCUUACUAUCCCAUCAUUCUACCUAGUUGAUUUUUUUUUUUACAACACUACUUUCUGUUUUAAUAACAACUCUAAGACAGAAGGACAAAGGCUAGGCAAAGGAGGUUAAGUGACUUGCUCAUGGUCAAACUGCUAGGAGUUUGAGGUCACAUUUGAACCCAGGUCCUUCCAAUGCCAGGCCUCUGUCCUCUGCUACCAACUGCCUCUACCUGGUUGAUUCUGUAGAAAAAUAUUGACUGCUUCAGUUUUUCUCCUGUACAAAAUAAGGAGACUAGUUCUUGUGAUCAAAAUGUCUGAAUUUAACCAUGCUCACAUCCACAUUUCCAUUUUGCUUUUUUUUAAGCUUCCUACUUUUCUUAAUCACUUUUGUCUCUAGUGUUCAAAAGAAAGCCCUAGUUAUUUGUUACAUUUUACUGUAUUAUGCUAGCUUUCCAUUAACUAAGCAUUUGAGAAUUGUUUAUAAUUCAGCUAUGGGUAAAAUAUAAAGUGUGGUUGGGAGCCCAAAGCUGUAUAAUAUGCAGUAUGUUCAGGUGUAAAAGAUGGAUCUCUAUUUUCCCAUAUUGCAAGACACAGAAAAGAGACCAUACUUUAGAUGGUCCUCCCUAAGUCCUAUAUAUAAAUGCAUCUCAUUUGCUCUACAAAUAGGCAAUUACAAAUAACUUUUGUUUGAUAUAUUUGCUUUUUGGAAGAAGGAAUAAAAAUACACUCUCAGCAUCAGGUUAAUAAUUUUUGUGUAUAUUUGCCCAAUAUACAGGACUUUUUUGUAGAUAAUUAAAGUUUAUAUGAUUUAAAUUAAAUGCCUUUUAGGUAAGAAGAUAUACAAAAGAAUGGAAUUCUAAAGUAUUAAUGCUUUUGACCUAUUUUCUAAGUAAUCACUGUAACUUUUAAGCAGAAAUAUUUAAAUGAAUUUGAUAUCAUGAUCCAUGUCAGGCAAAGUAGAUUAUCCAAAUCUAAAGAUUUAAAAGCAAUUCUUCAUUUGUUAGCUAUCAUUUUCAUCAUGAGCUGAAUAUUGUCUUGUUCAUGGAAUUUUAAAAAAGUAGACACGAACAAGAUUUCUAUUGGGAAUUUUUUUUCUUUUAUAGAAUUUGUAUUCUGAUUCAACAUUAUUUGCCAUCAUUUAAGUAUUACCUAAAUCAAAGUUUAAAUAAUGGCUGAUAUUGAUUAAUUGCAACAUAUGCUAAUUUAGAUUUUUGUAUGCGAUAAAGCCUGUUCUAAUUGGAGCUUCAAAGGGUUUCCAUUGUUCUUAACUUGGCACAAAAAAGGGAUAUGUCAGAAUUCUGGAAUAUGUCUUUGUCCAAAUAUUUUAUCCACUUUAUUAUGUUUACAACUUGUAUUAAGCAAAAGAAUGUGUUUAAUUAUUGUGAGCAAUAUAGUUUUGCUCAUAUUAUCUGAGACUUGCCAAAAGAAUAAUAAAAGAUGAAUGAAUCAAAUGAAA